Messenger RNA from Doryrhamphus excisus (bluestripe pipefish), 2185 nucleotides. It is a transcript of the gene arsh, whose product is annotated as arylsulfatase H. NCBI's taxonomy places the organism in Eukaryota, Metazoa, Chordata, Actinopteri, Syngnathiformes, Syngnathidae. The record is from RefSeq and is a predicted model, not a curated record. Gene Ontology annotation, molecular function: arylsulfatase activity.
GUGAAAAGAAGACAGGCGGCAAAAACACCAUCAAGCUAGGUCACCGAAUGGACUACUUAGACUUUUGCUGUUUGUUUAGUUAAAUACAAAACCGGUAUUACAAGUGUCAUAAUAGCUUGUUUUUGCUCUUGUACAGAAUCACAACACACUGUAAUAUUACAAUCAACCAGUGCUAUUAGUUUAACUCGUGAGGAUAAGCGGCAUAGAAAGAGGAUGGAUGUUUGCUAGCUGCGGUUUGCUGUCAUUUCCUGUCCUUCGGUGGUUUAUUACAGCAAAUCUUGAGGAGGCGUGGCGCCGCAGUCAGCUACUUCUGCUCUUGAGUUUGAAGCCAUGCGGCUCUCCAUCUUGGAACCUUGUAUUAUCCUGCUCCUGUCGCUAUGGAGUGACGUCAGAGGUGAAGACAGGAAGCCUAAUUUUGUCCUCAUCAUGGUGGACGACAUGGGAAUUGGAGAUGUGGGUUGCUACGGUAACGACACCAUCAGGACCCCCAACAUCGACAGGCUGGCCUCCGAAGGGGUGAAGCUAACACAGCACAUGGCAGCUAGUUCUCUGUGCACACCAAGCCGUACCGCCUUCUUGACGGGACGCUAUCCUGUCCGCUCAGGGAUGGCAGGAUCUGUGUGGUCCCCGGUGCUGCUCUUUCUGGGUGGUUCAGGUGGACUGCCACCCAAUGAGACCACUUUUGCUAACAGGCUACAGCAACAAGGGUACACCACCGGUUUAGUUGGUAAAUGGCACCUCGGCGUCAACUGUGAACACAGAGGAGAUCACUGUCACCACCCUAACCACCAUGGCUUCAACUUCUUCUACGGCAUGCCUUUCACCUUGGUCGAUGACUGUGUUCUAGGAAUGGGAACAUUUAUAAUGGCUCGGCUUCAGCAGACAUUAAAAAAUGUGUCCGCGUUGCUUGGAAUUGGACUUUUCACACUGGUGUUUAUUCGUGCUUGCGGCCUUUUCGACAUAAGCCCACGGCUGUUGACGGCGCUCUUCUUAUUUGGAAUUCUGUUGACUGCCGUGUGGUUCGUGCCCUUUCACUUCCUGCCCCGAUGGAAUUGCAUCGUCAUGAGGGACCAGGAGGUGGUGGAGCAGCCGAUGACGACGGAGACGUUGCCCUAUAGGAUGCUGACAGAGGCGCAGCAGUUUGUGAAGAGGAAUGCUCAUCAUCCAUUCCUUCUGUUCUUCUCUCUGAUCCACAUCCACACCCCGCUCUUCAACACUCCUGCAUUUGCUGGCAAAAGCCGCCACGGUCGCUAUGGUGAUAACAUGGAAGAGUUGGACUGGAUUGUUGGUGAACUAAUACAGACUUUGGAUUCACUGGGCAUGGCCAACAAUACUCUAGUAUACUUGACUUCAGACCAUGGAGGACACAUCGAAAACUCUCAUCCUCUGAUUGGCCCGGGAGGAGGAUGGAACGGCAUCUAUCGAGGUGGGAAAGCAAUGGGGGGCUGGGAAGGCGGCAUCAGAGUUCCUGGUAUUUUCCGCUGGCCCAGCAGACUGGCACCUGGAAGAAUGGUGGACGAGCCCACCAGCCUCAUGGAUCUGUACCCGACCCUGAAGUAUCUCGCCCAAGACACCCGAUCAGACAGACUCUUAGACGGUCACAACCUCAUGCCGCUGUUGGAGGGGAAGGUGGAUCGUUCGGAGCACGAGUUCAUGUUCCAUUACUGCGGGAGCUUCCUGAACGCAGCACGCUGGCACCCACCUGGAAGUGAUUCCAUCUUUAAACUGCACUUUUUCACCCCAAACUUUUCCCCCCCCGGAGCUAUCGGUUGCUACAACAGCCCUUCCUCUUGCUGCCAAUGUCACGGAGAUCACGUGACGCACCACGACCCUCCGUUGCUCUACGACCUCUUCCACGACCCGUCAGAGUCGCACCCACUGAGCCCUGAUACGGAGCCACGCUACGCAGAGGUCCUCCGUCAGAUAGCCAAAGCUGUCGAGAGACAUCAACGCUCCAAACACGACGUUCCGAACCAGAUGAACUUGAAGAAGAUUCUGUGGAGACCGUGGCUCCAACCCUGCUGUGGGACAUUCCCGUUCUGUGGAUGCAAAGAAGACGCCACACCAAGAAGCCCACAGCAGAAGGACUCAAAGGUAGACUGAAUACAGUCCCAAUGGGCCUAUAAGGACACCCUGUGGCACUCCGUACUGUAUCUUCACCAAUAAAAAGACUGCGAACCUCUCC